Messenger RNA from Drosophila subpulchrella, 993 nucleotides. RefSeq lists its product as uncharacterized. NCBI's taxonomy places the organism in Eukaryota, Metazoa, Arthropoda, Insecta, Diptera, Drosophilidae. The transcript has 2 exons. The coding region runs from base 1 to 969 and encodes 322 amino acids. The record is from RefSeq and is a predicted model, not a curated record.
AUGCCAUCGCUGUUGCAACUGCUGCUCCUGACGCUGUUUUUGGUGGCCAUGCCGGCGCUGGGUCGCAAGGUGAAGCGGAAGGAGGCGCACUAUCACCACCUCGUCAAUGUGCCGCCCCCGCCACCGCCUCCAUCCCACCAGGGACCAGGUCCAGUGCCUCAGCAAACGGCGGUGAUCGAGCACGAGGUGCCACCCUACACCUACGAGGCCAUUAACCACGAUGAGUUCGAGCCGGCCAAGGUGAAGCUUUCCCACUACGAAGGCUCCUCCGAUUACAUAGUGCACUCGCUGCAUGGGGGAGGAGGAGGAGGAGGUGGUUACCUGGCCGACAAUGGACUUCGCAGCAUCGCCAAGGGUUCCGCCGAUCAGGCCUUAUCCGCAGUGGCCAGUCAAAAUGCAGCUGGCAAACAGGCUUCCUAUGUGGCCAAAAGCACUCUAGCGCAAGCGGCAGCCCAGGCAGCCGGAACUGCGGUGGCUGUACUAAAGGGCAAAGAGGUGCUGCUCCAUCGACUGGAGGAUCAGAGCGUGGAGGCCCACAAGGCGAUGGAGAACGAGCUGACCCAGCUGCAACAGGCAAAGAGAUCCGCAAAGGCGGCCCAAUAUGCCGCGCAGCAGGCCAUCAACCAUGUGAGUGUCCUGACUGCCGCUCUUAACAAUGCCCAGUCGGCCUCCGAGUUGGCUCAGAAGGCAGCAUCCGAGGCUGCGGCCGAAUUGGCCUCCCAAAUCGAUAUGGUGGCCCAGGCCAAGACCAAGUUGGAACACGCAGAAUCGCAGGCUUAUUCGGCUCGGUUGGACUACGAGGAAACCCGGGAUGCGGCGGAGAAGGCCACCUUGUCCGCCCAGGAGGCCCACCUCAAUGCCAAUGAUGCCGCCCUGCAUGCCAACGUGGAGCUCGGCGAGACGGUUCACAUCCACGACAAGAGUGACCGAAAUGUGAGGGAUCCACCGCGGAAUCACCGACGUCCAUGAGGCACUGCCUCGAUCCACGCUUUU